Messenger RNA from Leptinotarsa decemlineata (Colorado potato beetle), 509 nucleotides. RefSeq lists its product as uncharacterized. The record is from RefSeq and is a predicted model, not a curated record. NCBI's taxonomy places the organism in Eukaryota, Metazoa, Arthropoda, Insecta, Coleoptera, Chrysomelidae.
CUAACGGCUCUUCGCUUAUUUCAAUUCCAAUCUGAAGUAAAAAUUGAUGAACCGUUUGUUCAAGUGUCAUUUAUAAUGAUUCAUAAAAAGUUUUUAGUUUUGAUGAACAUACUUUUCAUUGUUACUGGUAGAAAUGGACAUCAUUUGUCAAAGCGGUAUCUUCUCUUCACGAGAUCUACACAAGUACAGUUCAGCGUGGGAAUCUCAUUUCCUUUAGUUUUACCGAGAAGAUCCAUCAAUUUCAGUUUGGUGACACAAGCAACUUAUUUAUUGCCUUACAAUAUCUCAAACUUUCAACCAAUAACAAUAUCAGCGAGAGAUAGGGAGAAAUCAUCCGUCUUUGAUAUAAGCAGAAAUAAAUUCUAUGAGUACAUUAUCGAUUUUCUUGACAGCUUUGGGUUGGAUGGCAAACAAUGCCUUCUCAGAUCGAUAUGCGAAAUAUCCGAAAUUCCCAUGAACAUCAAAGACGAAGAAACUCUUCUUGAGAAAAUAGUACAUUUUGUUUUCAC